Molecule: messenger RNA, 2590 nt
Organism: Salarias fasciatus (jewelled blenny)
Lineage: Eukaryota; Metazoa; Chordata; Actinopteri; Blenniiformes; Blenniidae
Gene: gata2a
Product: GATA binding protein 2a
Exons: 6
Coding region: 485-1870 (461 amino acids)
Biological process (GO): positive regulation of transcription by RNA polymerase II; negative regulation of transcription by RNA polymerase II; positive regulation of miRNA transcription
Cellular component (GO): nucleus
Molecular function (GO): DNA-binding transcription factor activity, RNA polymerase II-specific; RNA polymerase II cis-regulatory region sequence-specific DNA binding; zinc ion binding
Source: RefSeq, a predicted model, not a curated record
GCUGCAGAGCGCAGACACGCCGCGCUCCCCGCCGCGUGACGACACGCUGCACGCAGCAGCGGCUUCACUGCAGGCCACCGCGCGCUCGUGCUGCUGCUGCUGUUGUUGUUGUUCUUGUUGUUGUUAUUGUUCCGUGCGGUCUCCACGGUACCUUUUAGAACGCUUUCCUGCGUCGGCCGGUCGUUUCUGCGCAGCGCGUUUGUGAGAGAACAGCGCUGAAUGUGAUGGAUGCACUUUUUCCUGCGGUUUGCCUGAAAGACAGAACGCGUCGCUGAGGAAUGUAUCACUGAGCAGAAAGAAGACCGGGUUAUUCCAGGAUUCUAUUUCUGAAAAUAAAUAAACACACGCGAGGCUUUUUUUUUUCCAGUUCGGGAACUACACUGUUAGGACUGAUCUGUGAUUUGGAAGCCAAAGAAGAAAGAAACAAAAAAAAAGAAAGAAAGAAAGAAAGCGCCGAGCAGGAGGGGCAGAAGGAGGCUCAGCCAUGGAGGUCGCAGCGGCAGACCAGUCUCGGUGGAUGGCGCACCAUCAUGCUGUGCUCAACGGCCAGCACCCGGACUCUCACCACCACAGUCUCAGCCACAACUACAUGGAGCCCAUGGCGCCUCUGCUGCCCCAGGACGAAGUUGAUAUGUUUCUCAACCACUUGGACUCUCAGGGGAACCCAUACUACACAAACUCCCGGGCAAGGGUCACGUACAGCCAAGCACACGCUCGCCUCACGGGGAACCAGGUCUGCCGACCACACCUCAUCCACAGCCCGGGAAUCCCCUGGCUGGACCCCGGGAAGGCAGCCCUGUCCGCCGCGCACCACCACAACGCCUGGGCGGUCAGCCACUUCAGCAAGCCCGGCCUGCACCCCGCCGGCUCCGGCUACCCGUGCAGCAGCAGCACCGGCACGGCCCCGGUGUCCUCCCUCACCCCGGCGUCGCACUCCAGCCCGCACCUCUACAGCUUCCCCCCGACCCCUCCGAAGGACGUGUCCCCGGACCCGGGCCCCACCUCCCCGACCUCCACCUCCACCAGGAUGGACGAGAAGGAGUCCAUCAAGUACCAGGUGCCGCUGGCGGACGGCAUGAAGAUGGAGAGCUGCAGCCCGCUGCGCGGCGGCCUGGCCUCCAUGAACGGCCAGGCCGCGGCCACGCACCACCCCAUCCCCACCUACCCGGCCUACUCCCUGCCCACGCCGCACGAGUACAGCGGCAGCCUGUUCCACCCGGGCAGCCUGCUCGGAGGGUCCUCCUCCAGCUUCACGCCCAAAUGCAAGAGCAAAGCCAGGUCGAGCUCAGAACUAUAUGCAGAGGGCCGUGAGUGCGUGAACUGCGGUGCCACCUCCACCCCUCUGUGGCGGCGGGAUGGUACCGGCCACUACCUGUGCAACGCCUGCGGACUGUACCACAAGAUGAACGGCCAGAACCGACCGCUCAUAAAGCCCAAACGCAGACUGUCCGCCGCGCGACGCGCAGGCACCUGCUGUGCGAACUGCCAGACCACCACCACCACCCUGUGGAGGCGCAACGGGAACGGGGACCCGGUGUGCAACGCCUGCGGCCUGUACUUCAAACUGCACAAUGUCAACAGACCCUUGACCAUGAAGAAGGAAGGCAUCCAGACACGCAACCGCAAGAUGUCCAGCAAGUCCAAGAGGAACAAGCGGGUAGGGGACGGCUUCGACGAGCUCUCCAAAUGCAUGCAGGACAAGGCCUCUCCUUUCGGCUCGCCUGGCCUCACCAGCCACAUGACCCACAUGGGUCACCUGCCCCCCUUCAGCCACUCGGGACACAUGCUGCCUACUCCCACGCCCAUUCACCCGUCGUUCGGCCACCCCCACCACUCGAAUCGCUCGCCGGUCUGGGCCGAACCCCACUGAGGUCGCUGCGGACCCAGAAGCCCUUCGCCUGGAGGAGCCACGGCGUCGCCACAAACACUAAAUGGCCUCCGCGUCACGCCGGGAGCCGAGCAGACGAGCGCUGUGUACAGUGGUUGGAGGGGAGGAACUGUCAGUUGGACUUAUUGGCUGAACGUCGCGUCACUCCUGACUUCACUGAUGGGCCGCCGCGGAGAGCAGGACUCUAGUGGACUCUGUGAAGAGCUGAUGUGACGGGGGGUUUGUUAGCCUCCCCCCCCCGGGUGACCGGGGCCAGCACCAACGGUGUGAAUGGAGAUGCUUGUCAUUCUUUUUGCUUAUUUUUACUAAGUCACUUUGGUACCCACCUCUUCUUGACCCCGUAACAGGAAACUCACGAGAGGUCUUAAAAAGAAACGCUGUUUUCACCUCACCACCGUCGCAUUAUACACUGAGAUACACACACACACACACACACACACACACACACACACACACACACACACACACACACACACACACACACACACACACACACACACACCCCCUGUCCAUCCCCGGGCCGUUCUGGACAGGCAGACAGACAGACUCCUCGGUGCUGGGGGUCCUGAAGACGGGCUGAACUCAGACCAGCGACCAGAAACCUCUGAUUCAGUCCCUCAAACCUGCUUUGCUCCACAUGCUGGACCGUACUCCACCACAACCUGUGCUCACCUGUUUUUGAUAUCGGAGUUUUAUGAAAAA